CUGUCCACAUCGGAGGAUGGUCUGUACAAGGUACUGCAAAGCUCUGCAGUAACUCGGGGUAUGUCAAGACUUCUGCCAUGUCCAUCUGUGGACAACUGUUGUGAGCGCGUACGGAAACAUGCUUAAAGCAGGAGUAAUGGAAGAAGCGGGAGGGGAUAGUUCCUCAUACCAGUGCAGGAGUGUUUUGCCUUCUGUUUUUGGAGCUCAUUCCAGCCGGAUUGCAUCAGCGUCAACCGCAUACUCAAUAGCAAACCGGACGAACCCUCUAAGCUCCGAUCAUUCAAUAACACAAUUUCCACCUCGGGCAGGCUCAACAGCCUCUCCUAACACGUCUAUCGGUUACGGUUGUCAUUUUGGAAAUAGUUAUUAUGGUUACAAAAUGCCCCACGGUGUUGGAGUCGAACAGAACGCAAUGAAAGAAACUGCACAUGCGCCUAUGGGCAAAUAUUCAAUGGAGAAGUACAUGGAUAUGUCUGGUUUGUCCAACACAACUGUAAACUGUAACGAAAUACCGCCAAGGACUAAGGAAUUUACAUGGUAUCCAGACUACACAGGCUCAUACCCGCGGAUUCCAGGGUACAUUGAGGUACCAGUGGUACCAACACGAACUGCUCCCAGUGAUCCGAGGCCUGAGGCGCUAAUACAAAUGGAGGGCUACCAGCCUUGGACGUUGCCUAAGGGCUGGAACGGUCCAUUUUAUUGUGCAAGAGAACAAACACAUACAUCUCAUCAUAUCUGGAAGUCAUCACUUGCAGGGGAGAUUGCGUUCAACCAACCAGAAGCUAAUAUUUACCGACGUGGGAGGAAGAAAAGGGUGCCAUACACAAAACUGCAGCUUAGGGAACUUGAACGCGAAUACGCUAUUAGCAAGUUCAUUACCAAAGAUAAGAGGCAAAGGAUUUCAAUAUCAACCAACCUCUCAGAAAGACAAGUCACAAUUUGGUUUCAAAAUCGAAGGGUGAAGGAUAAGAAAAUUGAUUCAAAGCUUAAAGACUUCGUAUAGUUGAAUAUCACCCAGUGAAACAGAAUUAUACACUAGUUCCAUUUUUCAAAGGUUACAAUCAUUGUAAAAUAUUAUAUCAUGUGUACAUAUAAAUGUAUGCCUGUUAAGUUUCUGUUUCUGUGGGUUUUUUUUCUUCCUGGUAAUAAUUAGUUUUCCAUGUCUCCUGCUCUACAUGGAAAUUACUGGGGGAAUUAAACGAUGUAAUGCAGAACCCAUUUAUAAUUGCCCAAUUAUUUGCAUACAAAAUCCAUGCCUAGUCAUUCACUGUAAUAUAAAUUGCUAGCCAAUUUUCAGCAUCGUCACCUAAACCUGUUAUUAUUAUUUGUUUUUGGUAUGGCACUUGGUGUCUUAGAUAAAAGUAAUGAAUUAAUGCAGUGGCCUAUCGCUUUAUCUGAUUUCUCUGCAACAAGUCAAUACUGAUGACGCAGUAUUAAAGCAUGUAGUAUAUAUUGCACAUGCUGCAUUGUGAUCUAUAGGAAAACAUACACAACAUAUUAGAUAUGGAGGAUAUAAGUCAUAGAACCCCCAGUAUAACAAGACAGAAACUAAAGCCCUAAAUUGGUCAAAUACAUUUAAAUUAGCAAACGUAUGUUGAUUACCGCGAACCUAACAAGUCGCCGCUUUAAUGCAUCCUGCAAGGGCAAACUUGAGUCCUUGCUUCAUAUUACCAACCGGAUAAUUUUUUUAAGGGUAUCAAGCUGUUCUGUCAUAUACAUUUUAAUUGUCUAGUUUCUGUUUUUAUUCUUUUUGACAUGU
This is a messenger RNA of Acipenser ruthenus (sterlet), 1759 nucleotides long. RefSeq names its product homeobox protein Hox-D13-like. Bases 119 to 1003 code for a protein of 294 amino acids. Lineage: Eukaryota; Metazoa; Chordata; Actinopteri; Acipenseriformes; Acipenseridae. The record is from RefSeq and is a predicted model, not a curated record. Gene Ontology annotation, molecular function: RNA polymerase II cis-regulatory region sequence-specific DNA binding; DNA-binding transcription factor activity, RNA polymerase II-specific. Gene Ontology annotation, biological process: regulation of transcription by RNA polymerase II. The transcript is spliced from 2 exons.